AUUUCCUAUCGGAUAGAAAAGUUUCACGUAGGUGCGCCAUAGAGGAACGUUUCCCAAAUAAAGAUAACUCCCACCAGUAGUUCCUUUGCUUGAUCAGUAGCGUGGCCACACCAAUCGGCGAUAUCAACAAUGGCCACUCUCGCUGACUUUUCUCUUCUUCGUUCUACACCCUCUCUCGUUCCCCCAUUCUCCAAACCCAACCCUAAAAUCACUACCCGCCGGCCGUUAAAACUCUGUUGCUCAAUCACAGACCAAUCCACUACAAUUUCUUCUUCUAAACUGGGCGGAGAAACCCAAUCCAAUGGCGGCCAUUCCGCUCCGCUAGACUGCGUGAUUGUAGGAGGUGGAAUUAGCGGUCUCUGCAUCGCUCAGGCUCUCGCCACCAAGCAUCGCGAUGUUGCUGCUAAUGUCAUUGUCACUGAGGCCAGAGAUCGCGUUGGUGGCAACAUUAACACCGUCGAAAGAGACGGUUAUCUUUGGGAGGAGGGCCCCAAUAGUUUCCAGCCGUCAGAUUCUAUGCUCACAAUGGUGGUGGACAGUGGAUUAAAGGAUGAUUUAGUUUUGGGGGACCCUAAUGCCCCGCGUUUCGUGUUGUGGGAUGGGAAAUUGAGGCCAGUACCAUCUAAGCCAACUGAUUUGCCAUUCUUUGACUUGAUGAGCAUUGGUGGGAAACUUAGAGCUGGCUUUGGUGCUCUUGGACUAAGACCUCCACCACCAGGACAUGAGGAGUCAGUUGAAGAAUUUGUCCGUCGUAACCUUGGUGAUGAAGUUUUUGAACGUUUGAUAGAGCCAUUUUGUUCAGGUGUUUAUGCUGGCGAUCCUUCAAAACUGAGUAUGAAAGCAGCUUUUGGAAAAGUUUGGAAUCUGGAGCAAAAUGGUGGUAGCAUCAUUGGUGGCACUUUCAAAGCAAUCCAACAGAGAAAUAAAACACCCAAGCCUCCUCGAGACCCGCGUCUACCAAAACCGAAGGGCCAAACAGUAGGAUCUUUUAGGAAAGGACUUACCAUGUUGCCUGAUGCAAUUGCAACCAGGUUGGCUAGCAAUGUUAAAUUAUCAUGGAAGCUUUCAACUAUUACCAAAUUGGAUAAUGGAGGUUAUAGUUUAACAUAUGAAACAUCUGAAGGAUUGGUUUCCCUGCAGACCAAAAGUGUUGUCAUGACAGUUCCAUCACAUAUUGCAAGCAGUCUCUUGAAUCCUCUUUCUGCUGCUGCUGCAGAAGCCCUUUCAAAAUUUUAUUAUCCACCAGUUGCAGCAGUGUCCAUUUCAUAUCCAAAAGAAGCCAUUCGGACAGAAUGCUUGAUUGAUGGUCAGCUUAAGGGGUUUGGUCAGUUGCAUCCACGCAGCCAAGGGGUGGAAACCUUAGGAACCAUAUACAGCUCGUCACUUUUUCCGAAUCGAGCACCAGAUGGAAGGAUUUUACUUUUGAACUACAUUGGAGGGGCUACCAACCCUGGGAUUUUGUCCAAGACACAGAGUGAACUUGUAGAAGCAGUUGACCGGGAAUUAAGAAAGAUGCUCAUAAAACCCAAUGCAAAGGAUCCAUUUGUACUAGGUGUGAGAGUGUGGCCUCAAGCCAUUCCACAGUUCUUGAUUGGUCAUUUUGAUAUCCUAGAUGCUGCAAAAGGUGCUCUGAGGGAUAAGGGCUUGGAAGGGCUGUUUCUGGGCGGCAACUAUGUAUCUGGUGUAGCUUUAGGCCGGUGUGUGGAAGGGGCUUAUGAAGUUGCUGCUGAAGUGACCAAUUUCCUUUCCCAGUAUGCUUAUAAAUAGCUUUAGGGUACUUGGGUUAUUGUUAUGGUUUCUUUGCGGCUGUUCUGUGAAGUUCUUGAGUAUAUUAUUUUGCAGGAGAUUUAAUUUUUGUUUAGGUCUUCUGGGUCAUUUCAAAUAAUGAUAGUAAUAAUUUCGUCAUUUAAUACAUCUGCUAAUUCAAUGGUUA
Molecule: messenger RNA, 1933 nt
Organism: Jatropha curcas
Lineage: Eukaryota; Viridiplantae; Streptophyta; Magnoliopsida; Malpighiales; Euphorbiaceae
Product: Flavin containing amine oxidoreductase family
Biological process (GO): porphyrin-containing compound biosynthetic process
Cellular component (GO): chloroplast thylakoid
Molecular function (GO): protoporphyrinogen oxidase activity, oxygen as acceptor
Source: RefSeq, a predicted model, not a curated record